AUGUUCCAUCGCCGUCGCAAUCCCACUGUCACUCGCACCACCAAGCCUACACUGAUGACCCGUCUCAAGGGCCGUAAUGCGAGAUCACGCACUGUCAAGACUACCACUACCACCCAUCCCAACGGCACACAAGCCACGCAUGGCACGCAUGCCACACAUGGUCACCACGGUCAUGGCUAUGGAGCGACAACUACCCGCACCGCACCAGCCCACCACCACCGCCGCAAGGCAAGCCUCGGUGACAAAUUCUCGGGAGCCAUGAUGAAGUUGAAGGGCUCUUUGACCCACCGUCCCGGUGUCAAGGCUGCUGGAACCCGUCGCAUGCAUGGCACUGAUGGACGUGGAAGCCGCACCCAUCGUGUCUACUAA
Messenger RNA from Penicillium antarcticum, 369 nucleotides. RefSeq lists its product as uncharacterized. NCBI's taxonomy places the organism in Eukaryota, Fungi, Ascomycota, Eurotiomycetes, Eurotiales, Aspergillaceae. The record is from RefSeq and is a predicted model, not a curated record. The coding region runs from base 1 to 369 and encodes 122 amino acids. The transcript has 2 exons.